AUGAGUCAACAAGGAUUACCUACCAGAUCAAAGAGAAUUCGUAACGAUAAAGAAGAAAAAGCCGUUGAUCAAAGUGACGAAAAUGAUGCUCAAGAGGAGAAAGAUGUUACACUACUGGAUCGAGAGGAGAAAGAAGGUCUAUUUGAAACGGUUGGAGGUUUAGCCAUUGAAAAAUUGGAAGAGAAGGAUUGCAACAUUCAAUCACAUUUUUCAAUGUCAAACGACACAGGAUCAGUUGUGGUCAUCGAUCAGGGAUCUUCCUUUUCGAAAGGAAUGAUAUUUACCAAAGAUUCUAAUGGAAAAUUCAAAGAAGAAUCGAUCAGAUUUAAUGUUACUCCAAGAGCGAUAGCUUCAGAGUUUGCACGAACCAUUCUAUAUUACACACCAUCAACUGAUGAAUAUUUCCUAUAUAAGAACCCAAACUCUGAUUCCAUUCCUAUCCAUUCCCUCAAGAAACUUUUCACUGUAUUGGAAGCCAAUACCUACAUUGUAAAGGAUGAAAAUGGCACUAGUUUUCCAUUGAAUGUAUCCCUUUUAAUGUUUAAAUUCAUUGAGAAGCUUCUCAGUGCAAUUACAUGGAGGAAGAAACAAACGAAAUUCACCAGAAAAGUUGAUACCUUCAUUUUUACAGUUCCUACUGGUACACCACAACAUGUGAAAGCUCUCUACAAAUUGAACAUUUUCAAAGCUAUUCAGAAAUGUUUUGAACAUGGUUCAGCAUUAAGGUUGAACAAUAUUUACGUCAUUGAAGAGUAUUUGCUAUUGUACUAUGCUAAUAUCAAUGAGCAGUCAACAGAUCAGAUCCUUAUGAUUAUUGAUUUUGGUCACUUGACUGCAGAUGUCACGGUAAUUGACAAACUCCAAACUAUUAUUUAUGCCAAUGGUGAAGUUGGAGGUGUUUCAAUGUUUCAUAAAGUCAUUGAAGAACUCACAAAUGAAAAUCCAUUUGACGUCAUGAGAAAUAUAUUCGAAAGUCAAGAUUCUGUCCUUCCAGAGAAGUACCAAUGGUUAGACAAGCCUUUCAGAGAGGUAUGCAAAGAGAUAAUCCAACCAAUUUUGGAUGCCAUUCUUCAAACUAACCCAGAACAGGUAGUUCUCUGUGGAGCUUUCAUUUCGAAUGGGUAUUUUAAGGAACUUGUUAAAAGUAUGCUAAACUUUGACAAAUUGCAACAAUACUAUGAUGGCAAUGACUUCAUUAGAAAGGACGAAUUCAAACCUCAACACUUUGAAAUUGUUGAAAUUGAAAACCCAGGAAGUGCCUUACUUGUUGGGGCUGCAAACAUGUUACAGAGCAAUGCACAGAAUAUUUCAUUUUCCAAUGGUUUACCUGCUAUUGUCAAUAUUCCAAUAGAUUUUGAAAGAAAAUUACUUCCUUUUCAAACAAAAAUUGCCUUCUUGUUUGAAGAUGAAUAUACCAAUCAAGUCAUGCUCAAAUUGACUAAGAAUGAUAAUUUCCUUUAUGUUAAACAAGAUGUUGAAAUUUUCAUUCUCAAAAUUAGAAAUACCAUUGAUAUGGAAAAAAAGAGAUUCAAAAUUCCAAGAAUUGGAAGAAUGGAAAGAAUUCCAAUAACUGAUGUUCUUGAAAUUUUCACCACAGAAGAAGAAGAGGAUACCACUUGGUACGGAACCAAAUAUGAUUUAAAUAUGGUUGUCACUGAUUCUCGUGUUCACAGAGUUGAUAAAAGUCAACUUUCAGAAUUGGAUGAAAACGAUUUCAAAAUAUUACUUUCUAAAGAAAAUGUAAUAACCAAAGAAGAUCGUACUGAAUAUAUUGAGAAUUAUGAGAGUAACAUUCCAGCUCAAGAGAAAGGCGAUGCGAACAAGUACUGUGAACAGGUCAACUUUAAAUGUAUCUGUUGUGGAAAGGCCAUUCAGAAUGGCGAUCAGAAACACAAAUUUACCAGUCGUACUGUUUACCGUUUUAGAGAAGCAUUUGGUGAUAACAAUAUUCAUCCUGGUUCUAGUUGUCAUGACUGUUUCAAAAUUCAAAGAAAUUAUUUCGACAGGAAAAGAGGUUCAAAGAAGAGAAAAUAA
Molecule: messenger RNA, 2034 nt
Organism: Naegleria gruberi
Lineage: Eukaryota; Heterolobosea; Eutetramitea; Acrasida; Naegleriidae
Exons: 2
Coding region: 1-2034 (677 amino acids)
Source: RefSeq, a predicted model, not a curated record